GAUACAUUCUACUGCAGUACCACUUUUGGCCACAUCUGGCGUAGUGGCAGCGCAGCUCAGUUUUGACGUCAGCAGGACGUAAAUGCUGCGACUCACGGCCUGAUCGUUCUUUUUCCCCUGCCGAGCUAUCGGGGUGGUUGGCCUGCUCUCUGUCUGGUCACUUUAACACCGAAACAGCAAAAUGAUCAUUUACAAGUGCCUCAUCAGCGAUGAUGAGAUGUUCUCAGAUACCUUCAAAGUGAAAGAGUCUGCAAAUGGGAUUUUCUUUGAAGUUGAAGGAAAAACGGUCACCAGGACAGAGGGGUUUGAUGAUGCUUUAAUUUCUGCCAACGCCUCUGCUGAAGAGGCAUCUGAAUCAAAUGAGUCAGCCACUGUCUCAGGAGUCGACAUCGUCCUCAACCACAAGCUGCAAGAGACUGGCUUUGAUAAGAAGCAGUACAUGGCUUACAUCAAAGACUACGUCAAAGCUAUCAAGGCCAAGCUGCAGGAGACCAAUCCCGAUAGAGUGGAGAGCUUCAUGGCUGACGUCCAGCCAGAAGUUAAGAAAAUCAUUUCCAACAUAAAGAACUACCAGUUUUUCACAGGGGAGUCUAUGAACCCCGAGGGCAUGGUGGGCCUGCUGGACUACCGUGAGGAUGGCAUCACACCAUUCAUGCUUUUCUUCAAAGAUGGGCUGUUGGUUGAGAAAUGCUAACAACUGCUGUUGAACUGCUGCUUCCCCAAAUGCAUCCAAAAGCAGACAAAGGGAAUGGCUGCUUUCCCUGUCCACAGCCCAAAGUCCCACCAAACGAAGAAAAAUGAAGUGUUUUGAUCACUGAUGCAGAUUUUAACUACUUUGCCUUUUGCAGUGUUUUGGUUUUGGACCAGUGUUCAUGAUGAAAACUAAAAGGCAGGACAGAAAGCAAACCUGUGACUCUGGCUGCAAACUUUAGUCUGUUUUUCUGUCUGCAAACCAUUUUAGCAACAAUCCAAAUAGUUUGAUGCCCCCCGCCUUCUUCAUGCUUGGGUUUUUGGUUGCAUUACAUGAAUCCAUCUAUAAUGCAAACACGGUUCAAUUUGAAAAUAAAAUAAAGUACCUCAA
Nothobranchius furzeri (turquoise killifish) is the source of this 1081-nucleotide messenger RNA. It is a transcript of the gene tpt1, whose product is annotated as tumor protein, translationally-controlled 1. The record is from RefSeq and is a predicted model, not a curated record. Lineage: Eukaryota; Metazoa; Chordata; Actinopteri; Cyprinodontiformes; Nothobranchiidae. Gene Ontology annotation, molecular function: calcium ion binding. Gene Ontology annotation, cellular component: cytoplasm.